AUGGGUUCCAAGAGGUACUUUGGCCUCACGGGCAAUGCUCUCAACAAUCUGAGAAUUGCUCUCAUCAUCGCGCCCAGCUUCAUUCUUUACGGGUACAACAUUGGCGUCGUCGGUGGCCUGCUGACGGAAGAAGACUGGGUCAAAACGUUCCCCGAGAUCGACACCGUCAACACAACCGGAGCCCAGAAAUCGGCCAAUUCGACACUCCAAGGCUUCAUCGUCGCCACCUUCACUAUUGGCGCAACUAUCGGCUCACUAUCUUGCUCCUGGACCGGCGAUAUCUACGGCCGCCGCAACAUCAUUUUUGUCUCCGCCAUCAUGACGCUUAUUGGCGAAAUUCUCAUGGCAGCUGCUUUUGGCCUCCCUCAAUUCGUCGUUGGCCGUGUUCUCACCGGUCUCGGCAUCGGGCAGCUUAGCUCCAUCGUCCCAGUCUGGCAGUCCGAGACGUCUGCUGCUGCUAACCGCGGCCGACAAGUGGUCAUAUCUGGCGUGUUCAUGUGCGUGGGCUACAUGCUCGAAUCCUGGAUCGAUCUCGGCUUCUUCCAAUUCCACUCUGGUCCCAUUACUUGGCGCCCACCUCUGGCCAUCGCCGUGUUCUUCUCCAUCGUUUUAAUGGCCGCAAUUUACUUCUUCCCGGAAUCACCCAGAUGGCUCGUCAUGAAAGGAAGGUCAGAGCAAGCUCGCGCCGUGAUUUCCGUAUUGAAAUCGCUUCCGGCAGAUUCUAUGGAGGUUCAGGCUGAGCUUUCCGGAAUCGAGUAUUCCCUCGAAGAAACAAAGAGCACACAGGUCUCCUUGAAAGAUGUCCUCAAGAUGGGCGAAGACAAGCUUUUGUAUCGCUUCUGCCUGUGCAUGUCGCUUCAAUUCUUCCAACAGAUGGCUGGUUCCAACCUCGUCAGCGUAUAUGCACCAAUCCUUUUCCAACAAGGCCUCGGUCUCUCUAGCCAGUACUCUCGCAUUCUCAGCGGCGGAACCCUGACAUGGAAAUUCUUCGCCUCUUUCAUCGCUUUCUUCACGAUCGACCGGUUCGGGCGACGCGCUGCAUUCAUCGUCAGUGGCGCAGGAAUGUCUCUUUGUAUGAUCGCACUCGCUAUCGCAACAUCAUUCGGGACCGACAACUACCCAGCUCAGAUUGCGGCUGCUUUCUUCAUCUUUUUGUACAACACGUGGAUCCCAAUUGGCCUCAUGGGAGCGAAUUACCUCUACUGCACAGAGGUUGCGCCACUGCGUCUGCGUAUGGCUAUGAGUUCCAUUUCGACGGCGAACCACUGGCUGUUCAACUUCCUCGUCAUCAUGGUUACGCCGGUUGCUCUCAACACCAUUGGAUGGCGCUACUAUAUCGUCUACGCCGUGAUUGCGGCCGCUAUGCCGGUGACAGUGUACUUCUUCUUCCCUGAGACGACGGGACGGAAUCUCGAGGAGAUUGAUCUCCUGUUCCGUGAGUCGCCUUCGUGGAUGGCUACAGUGAAGUAUGCCAAAACACGACCGAUUGCCAUGCCGCAGGAGUUCAACUCCGAAAAGGGCGAGAAGGCAGACCACUUGGAGGGAGCUUGA
Molecule: messenger RNA, 1551 nt
Organism: Colletotrichum paranaense
Lineage: Eukaryota; Fungi; Ascomycota; Sordariomycetes; Glomerellales; Glomerellaceae
Exons: 2
Coding region: 1-1551 (516 amino acids)
Biological process (GO): transmembrane transport; carbohydrate transport
Cellular component (GO): membrane
Molecular function (GO): carbohydrate:proton symporter activity
Source: RefSeq, a predicted model, not a curated record